This is a messenger RNA of Mycena citricolor, 801 nucleotides long. Lineage: Eukaryota; Fungi; Basidiomycota; Agaricomycetes; Agaricales; Mycenaceae. The record is from the annotation of a GenBank genome assembly.
CAUGCCGGAUCUGGAUCGAAUGUGCUUGGCAUAAAAAACGCGUUGAAGGACAGAGGGCCCUGCACCCACAUCUCGUCAGUUCACAGACCUUUCGUUCUACAAUUCCUUUCCAUGCAUCCGCAAUCGAAUUUCCCGUCUACAAACGAAGAAACAUCCGCAACGCGAAAUCCGAAGGCCUGCCAAAAUUGCCGGGCUCGAAAGAUCAAAUGUCUCCCGACCGAUGCAUGUCGUGCUUGGCCAUGUGAAAGGUGUACGAGGAAGAAAUUUGAAUGUCGAUACGAAUCGAUCCAGGGGAACGUCUCCGCCCUCCAAACAAUCCCGGAUGGCAAGAACACAAUCCAGUUCGACACCACAGCGCCGCCGAGGCGCGAAUCCAACGUUGCUUCAACGCGGCCGCCGGGGAGGUCGAGGGCAACAGAGCAGUGUGAUGUCCACAACCAACCCGGAUCGUACGCCGGCGCGGAUCCUCAUGGGGUGUACGGCGCGCAACACGCCGCCUACAACGGGCGGGCGGGACCAUCUGGGCCGAUGGCCGGCGUCACACAGUCCCGCUGGCCCGUGCAGGGUAACACAAACCCUCAGGCUGCGCGAUAUCCUGUGUACGCGGAGCAUGCUGGACAGGACCAUCACACGCAAAUGGGCGGCCAUCUCGCGCCACGUCAAUAUGCGACGCCGGGCCAAGGUUAUCAUGAUGGUCAUGUGGCAUACCCGACCUCCGCUUCGUACUGGCAGCCUGCCCAGGGUCAGCAGCAGCAGCAGCAACAGAAUGGUGGCGAUAGCGCUUACUCAUACAAGCGCUGA